AAUCAAGUGCGGGAACGCUUGAAUAAGGAACCGCUAAUUACAUUAAGCAGGGUAUAUGUAGUUAAGAAUAAUAAACGGAAUGUUUACGGUAAAAAUAUACCCCCAUGCGGCGGUAAGGUACGUUGUUGGUCGUUUGCCCCACGCUACUUUGUACCCGCUGUACUCUAACAAAUAUUGGCAGGUGUUGACCAAACAUGAAUGGAAACUAAAAUUGGAACUUGCGAACGACCUAAACUAAAAGUUACUAUAAUGUUAAAACUCGAGACAGAAUUUGUUGAUAUUUCUCUUCCUUUUAUUUCGUCAGUUAUUUAAUUCACGUAUGUGUAAGAAGUAACUUUUAUUCAGAGCUCUUCUCAAGCCGGCACUUCAUCGACAGCAAGCGGGGGCGGGGUAUUUUUACCAGCAUCUAAUUGGUCGGCGCAAAGCAAGCUCCAUCGCCGCUGUUUUUUUAACAAAACCCAACGUCAGAAACAUUCACACGAAACAUCCCACUAUUUUUAAUUCCAGCCUUCUCCUCCCCAUCUCAACGCCCCAUCCGACGGCAAUUCAAUAGUUCGCGACGCCCUCCUAACUAAGCACGUCGCAAUUCGAGAUGUCUCAGACAACGCCCCGCAAGUAUCGCGGCCACCAGGGCCAAUCCUCCUUCCCGCAAUCCCAAUCUCAGUCUCCUCAUUCCCACGCGCACGCCUACUCCCACGCGCAGCCGCAGUAUCAGCAACAGCACCAGCACCAGCACCAGCACCAGCACAACCUCCAACCGUCGCGCGCCUACGGCCACGCGCGCAACCGAUCCCACCAGCUGCGAGCCGAGUACUCGGAACAAGGCGGCACGACCACAGGUUCAGACUACGACUCCGACAUGGCGACCUACGUGCCAGACACCAGCACGAGCCGCGCCUCCAUCAAUCUCGCGACGCGCACCAACACCGAGCUGAACAUGGCCGUGCUGCGCCGCUACCGGCCCAGCAUAACCAGCAUCCUAUCCAUCGCCGCGAACGCCGUCGUCUACAGCUUCGGGACGAAAUGGGACAAGGCGAACAUGGAAGGCACCCUAUUCAUCUGCGCGCAGCAACCACCCUCUCCCCCCUCCCCCUCCGCCCCUCAAACCGAGACGCAGGCCGCCCUAGCAAACGGCUGCGUGUUCGUGCUGAACCGCAAAGGGCUGUCGAACCUCGUCGUCGACAUGCGCGACGUCGAGCGCGUCGAGCUAUCCGACGAGACGCUGAUCUUCAAGCUGGACAAGGAGGCCGCCGUGCUGCCGAUGGAGAACGGCGAGGCCAUCCGCACCAAGGCUUUGGGUAUGUUCAUCUACUUCGAGUCCGCCAAGGAGCGCGAGAUCACCGACGCCCUCGUCCACGAGAUGUGGCAGCAGAGCCGCGCCGCCGCGCGCGAAGACGCCGGUCCCGAUGCGAGCGAUGUCGAGCCUGCCGAUAGUGAGGCCGAGGCCGAGAUGGCGCAGUCUAUGCAGGAGGCUGGGCGCCAGCUUAGUGUUACGGAGUUGUUUGGCCAGAGCCAGCGCGAUAGGACCGGGAUUGGCGGGUUUUAAGACGAGAGAGGAGGACUUCUGGGGUAAAGGGGUUAGAAUGCGAUAGGAGAGCUGUGUUAACGGUUGGAAGGGCUUGCGUUCUCGGCGUUCUCUUAUUCUAUCGAGAGACGUAACGCCUCUAGCCAUCCCUGGGACGACGGAUGCUAAUGAGGAAUUUCUACGCUACGAAACAUCAAGGAUGAAGAGGAAGGAGCAAGGAGAGAAGCAGGAGAAGAGACGUGGUGGUAAUGUCACAGAUCAUCCAUCGACCGCAUAACGUGGGUUAUUCGUAAGCAAAGGGAUCAUAUGAAUGGCGUUGGGAAAGAUACCCGAAGAACAGGCUGGCAUUGACUUUUCUAAAUGGCAUUAUUUUUCGUCCAAACCUGUCCCACCUAAUCA
Messenger RNA from Annulohypoxylon truncatum, 1924 nucleotides. RefSeq names its product PH domain-like protein. Gene Ontology annotation, cellular component: P-body. Gene Ontology annotation, biological process: deadenylation-dependent decapping of nuclear-transcribed mRNA; deadenylation-independent decapping of nuclear-transcribed mRNA; positive regulation of catalytic activity. Gene Ontology annotation, molecular function: mRNA binding; enzyme activator activity. The coding region runs from base 593 to 1546 and encodes 317 amino acids. The transcript has a single exon. The record is from RefSeq and is a predicted model, not a curated record. NCBI's taxonomy places the organism in Eukaryota, Fungi, Ascomycota, Sordariomycetes, Xylariales, Hypoxylaceae.